This is a messenger RNA of Nothobranchius furzeri (turquoise killifish), 959 nucleotides long. RefSeq names its product dicarbonyl/L-xylulose reductase (gene dcxr). Gene Ontology annotation, biological process: xylulose metabolic process; glucose metabolic process. Lineage: Eukaryota; Metazoa; Chordata; Actinopteri; Cyprinodontiformes; Nothobranchiidae. The record is from RefSeq and is a predicted model, not a curated record. Gene Ontology annotation, molecular function: carbonyl reductase (NADPH) activity; L-xylulose reductase (NADPH) activity.
GGAACCCGUCCCCUCCGGUUCCUACGCCCUUGUAUGCCCGACACAUGUCCGUCACGUGACUGAUCGCUGGUUCUGCAGGAGCUCGAGACCGAACCGAAGCCCGACCAUGGAAAUCUCCUUGUGUGGAAAACACGCGCUGGUCACUGGAGCUGGGAAAGGAAUUGGCCGACACACAGCCUUGGCUCUAGCACGCUGCGGGGCAAAGGUCACAGCAGUCACACGGACACAGGCUGAUCUGGACACCCUGGUUCAAGAGUGUCCAUCCAUCACCCCAGUGUGUGUGGACCUUGCAGACUGGGAGGCCACCGAGGUUGCUCUGCAGGACAUCGGCCCAGUCUCUCUCCUGGUGAAUAACGCUGCUUACGCCAGCCUACAGCCGUUUCUGGAGGUCACACCUGACCAGUUUGACCAAUCCUUCAGUGUGAAUGUGAGAGCUGUACUGCAUGUGUCUCAGGUAGUGGCUCGUGGUAUGAAGGCUCGUGGGUCAGGAGGCUCCAUAGUCAACGUGUCGAGCCAGGCUUCGCAGCGUGCCCUCAGGGACCACUCCGUCUACUGUGCCACCAAAGGUGCCUUGGACAUGCUGACCAGAGUGAUGGCUCUGGAGCUGGGACCAUACCAGAUACGUGUGAACAGUGUAAACCCCACUGUGGUUAUGACAGAGAUGGGCCGCCUGGGCUGGAGCGACCCCGACAAAGCCCAAACCAUGACGUCCCGCAUCCCACUCGGCCACUUCGCAGAGGUGGAGGACGUGGUGAACGCCAUACUGUUCCUGCUAAGUGACGGCAGCAGAAUGAUUCAUGGAGUCACUUUGCCAGUGGAUGGAGGCUUCCUGGCCUGCUAAAUCUGUAUAAUAUAACCCUUACUGCAGCUCAUGGUCCUAAUCCUCAUUCUGCUUAAUCUAAGUGUGUACUAAGCACAACACAGUUUGUAAUCCCUUAUAAAUAAACUUGCAGAUUUCU